Molecule: messenger RNA, 1311 nt
Organism: Arachis duranensis
Lineage: Eukaryota; Viridiplantae; Streptophyta; Magnoliopsida; Fabales; Fabaceae
Product: protein S-acyltransferase 11
Exons: 4
Coding region: 235-1293 (352 amino acids)
Molecular function (GO): palmitoyltransferase activity
Source: RefSeq, a predicted model, not a curated record
AAUCAACCCGGUUGAUUCCGGUGUUGCUGAGAGAACCUCUCAUACAUUGUUUGUUUCUCUAAAACUUUUUUGUUAAAAAAAAAAAAAGAGAGAGAGAGAGAAUAACAGGUACAUUGUUUUGAUUCCUACCAGAACAGAGUACUUUGUAAUUUUGCUAUGUAAAUAUUUGUUGAUUUUUGUUGUUGUACAAUACAAUCCACUUUUUGAGGAGCAAGGAAUUGCAUAUUCGCAUUCAUGGCUUCUUCUUCUUCUUCUUCCUCCUCUUCUUCUUCUUUACCCGAGGAGCAGCAUGUGACUACAGUUUCUGAGAAUUAUGAAACAACAUGCUGGGGUUGUGGACUGCGCCUUUCGCUUCCUACUUGUACAUCUGUUUUCAAAUGUGGCUGGUGUGGAGCUUUAACAAAUCCAAACAAGCAGAAAAAUGUCACUAAGGGCUGUUGGUGGAGACGGCUGUGGGAACGGUGCAUCGUUUCAUUUGUCUUUGUGUUUAUGCUCUUUAUAAUAUUUGGUGCAGUGUGGGCAGUCCUUCCCAUUGUUUUUUCUUUCAGUUUCUUUUCUGGGAUUUUUCACUCUACCAUUUCAGCAAUCUUGUCCAUAGCCACCAUUUCUUUCUUCAGCCUCGUUGCAUUUCACGGUGCUGGAUCGCCUCCAAACAUAUUAUGGGGAAGUUACCCAACUGUAGGUAGAAAUGAACUGGAAAAUUACACUUUCUGUUACUACUGCUCGAAACCUAAGUCACCGAGAACCCAUCACUGUCGAACAUGUGGAAAAUGUAUACUCGACAUGGAUCACCACUGCCCAUUUAUUGGGAACUGUGUUGGUGCAGAUAACCACCGCUGCUUCAUCGCCUUCCUCAUCUCCGCUUUGGCCGGAACCUCCUAUGCUUCUAUAAUGUCCAUAUAUGCAAUGUCCCAUAUAUGGCAAAUGCCAUCACUGACAUACUCUUUUGAAAACUUGGAUGGGCCUAUAGGCCUAUUUCCUCAAUCGAGACGUAUCGUCGAAAUUAUGAUUACUGCACUGAGUUCUCUUCUAUUCCAAUCCUCAAGGGGUGUUAUUCUUGUUUACAUAAUCAUUGCAAGUGUUUCAGUGCAGAUAGGACUGAGUAUUCUUCUGUGUCAGCAACUGUAUUAUAUUUAUGAAGGGGAAACUUACUUGGGUCAUCUCAACUUGCAAGCUCAUAGCAUAGAGGCAAAGAAGGAUUGCCAAAAUCUUGUUAGAUUUUUUGGUUUCCCAUAUUCUGUAAAAAGAUUUUUGCCAAACUCUCUGCUUCCUCAGAAGAUACAUGUUAAGUGAAAUAAUAGCCAUUUUUUG